Messenger RNA from Vigna radiata var. radiata (mung bean), 439 nucleotides. Its product is annotated as probable magnesium transporter NIPA9. The transcript has 3 exons. The coding region runs from base 111 to 398 and encodes 95 amino acids. NCBI's taxonomy places the organism in Eukaryota, Viridiplantae, Streptophyta, Magnoliopsida, Fabales, Fabaceae. The record is from RefSeq and is a predicted model, not a curated record.
UCGGGGAUUAGGGAUUUAUUUCUGAGAUUGGGUUUUCCUAUUUGAGGAGUGCUUUGGAGCGAAAAUUAGGGAGCACGCAGAGCAGAGUGAGGAAGAAAGGUUAGGAGAAGAUGUGGGAGUCAAUUGUUUUGACGGUGGUUGCCACCGCCGGCAACAACAUCGGCAAAAUCCUUCAGAAGAAGGGCACUGUCAUUCUUCCUCCUCUCUCUUUCAAGUUCAAGGUCAUAAGGGCAUAUGCUUUGAAUAAAACCUGGCUCGUAGGUUUUCUGAUGGAUAUAUUUGGGGCACUGUUGAUGUUAAGGGCAUUAGCUCUGGCUCCUGUCUCUGUCAUCCAAAGCACUCCGAUGAAAUCUCUAAUUUUCGCUCUUUCAAAUAGAAAAACCCAAGCUCUGAAAUAAAUCCCUAAUUCCCCAUUCAAAUAAAUCCCAAAUAGAAAUAA